ACACACACACACAUACUCUCUCUCUCUCACACACACACACACACACACACACUCACUCACUCACACACACACGCUCAGGGGCGCUUCUCCACCUGUGAGCAGACACGCCGACAGACAGACAGACACACAGAGAAAGAGAGACAGACAGCUCUAGUCAUGUCCGCAUCAGGGAAUCACUCAAACUUCACAAACAGAUUCGCGCAGUCUCCGUGGCGCGUAACGCUCUGGUCGCUCGCGUUCGCGCUGGUUUUGCUGGUGGCCGUGACCGGAAACCUGAUCGUCAUCUGGAUUAUUCUUGCGCACAAGAGGAUGAGAACCGUCACCAACUACUUUCUGCUGAACCUCGCGGUGUCUGACGUGUCUGUGGCCGCGCUCAACGCAACGGUUAAUUUCGUGUACGCCGCGCACGGGGACUGGUACUUCGGUGACGCGUACUGCCGCUUCCAAAACUUCUAUCCGGUGGCCGCGGUGUUCGCGAGCAUCUACUCCAUGAGCGCCAUCGCGUUAGACAGGUACAUGGCGAUAAUCCACCCGCUGAAGCCCCGCCUCUCUGCAACAGCCACAAAAGGCAUGAUCGCGUGCUUGUGGAUUCUGGCCGUGAUUCUGGCAUUUCCGCUGUGCUUUUAUUCCACAACACGAGCUGUUCCGCCCAGAAUACUCUGCUAUGUGGAUUGGCCACGACCUGCAGAUGACCCCAUCAUGUAUCAUGUGAUUGUAGCAGUGCUGGUUUAUCUCCUGCCUCUUGUGGUAAUGGCCGCCACCUACAGCAGGGUUGGACUCACUCUGUGGGGGGGUGAAAUUCCAGGACAUUCCUCAGAAAACUUCCAGGAUCAACUAAAGGCCAAACGAAAGGUUGUGAAGAUGAUGGUGAUCGUGGUGGUAACAUUUGCGAUCUGUUGGCUGCCGUAUCACGCGUAUUUCAUUGUAACGGGACUCAACAGAAAGCUGAAUAAAUGGACGUUCAUCCAGCAGGUGUAUCUGUCUGUGCUGUGGCUGUCAAUGAGCUCAUCAAUGUACAACCCUAUUAUAUACUGCUGCCUGAACAGCAGGUUCCGUGCGGGAUUCAAGCGAGUGUUUCGCUGGUGUCCCUUCAUUCACAUGUCGAACUUUGACGAGUUGGAACUCCACACGAUCCACUUCAAACAGAACCGCCACAGCAGCCUUAACACGGUCACACGCAUGGAUUCUAGUGCCGACGCCAUCGCAAACUCCACGAGACGCAAGAGCUCAUGCGGCAGUCACCGCAGCAGCCAAUCACGGACCUCCACACGCCUGUCACUCAAUGGCGGUCUCUGUGGCAACCCUGUAAGCACAGCAGGGAAAGAACUCAGCUAAGAGCCAAUCACAAACAAGAACACAAGAACUUCACAUCAGCCACCGUAGUUCAGUCAACAACUUAUAUUCUCACUGUAUAUAUAUAUGAAAUUAAACACACUUUGUUUUCAGUAUUCAAGCACAUUUUCAUGAAGUAUGUUCUCACACUAGAGCUUUUGGUCUACUUGACGUCAGAGUUGUGUAGUGCCGUUUUAAACAACGCACCUCUCUGUCGAGUUGGAUAUUUCCAAAUAACCCCACCCCUAAAUAAGUCAUGACCCCUCGCUUCCUGCUGAUUCUGGGUUUUAACUAAUCAAAUAACUUUAUCUCUAUAAAGUUAUAACCAAACUAUCAGAUCAUUAAUUGUAGUGUAAAUAAACCAAGAUAAUAAAUAUAAUUCAUUUACAAUUAAAUGCAAGGUGGCUCCAACACUGUAUGGUCAAAGCAUUUAGCAUUUACCUUAAUAUAUAACAAAUGGAGCCAUAAUACAAGAAUAGAUUUCUUAUCACAUAAUUCUGCUAACAUUAAAACAGUUAUUCAUACACAUCAUCAAUGUAUUCAAUUAAACAUUUAGAAUUCAUCUUCAGUCUAUAGAUCCAUGCACACGUUUUGCACAGUUUGUUCAGUUCAGCAUACAAUCCACUAUACAAACAUUUACAAAUUGUCUCUACAGUUCAAUCCUUAUAAAUCACUGUCAAGCGUAUAAUCAGUAAGCCCAAAGUCGGUGCAAGUGAAAGAGUCAAUAGUGCUGGAGGUUAAGAACUCUACAGGUGUGCAUCAGUCUGUCUGUAGAGUUAAACAGAGUUGCGGAUUGGUCUAUCGAGUACACUGUUCUUGGUUUUGACCCACACCUACCAUACAAGACUUUGGAAUCUGCCAUAAUUUCCAGGAUUCUACUCAUUCUCCAACAAUAGGGAGGUUUCUUCAAUGACAAGAACAAGGUGUACAGGUUUUAUGUUGUGUCUUCUUAUUCCAUUUGUGCCAUUCUUGCAGUAGAGGUAGAUACCCCCUGGUCCAUCUCCGACAAAAAAUAUCAGCAAUAUAUAUAUAUAUAUAUAUAUAUAUAUAUAUAUAUAUAUACUGGUCCUCUUUUCUGAAGAGCCCAGGUGGAAGAGGUGGCCAACUCUUGAGUCGUGGUUAGGUGUGAGAGCCUCUAUAUCACUUGGGUGAUCUGAAGCUUUGGGAAGCCAAAUGUUCAUGAUGGCCUCGACCUCACACAUGGCUGUAUGCAGUGCUUCAUCAGUAAGUGCUUGCUCUCUCAGCACAUGUGGCAGGAUAUAUUUGGUUGAGCGGAUCAGGUGUUCCCAAAGACCUCUAUGAUGAGACCCAAAUUUCCACAUAAUACCCAUGCCUUUAAAGGCCUAAAAGUUGUUUUGAUCCAGGGCCUUAAUGGCUGUCCUGAAUUUAUGAUUGGCACUCUCAAAAUGAGUCCCAUUGUCUGAUCUCAGCUCCAUACAGGUCAUGCUUAUACCGUAAGAUCUUUUGUUGUGCCGCCGUUGCAUGCAAACAAUGACAAGUGAUGCAUUCUUUAAUCAUUCUCCACACCAUUGCAUGGGGGAUCCAAAUAUUUUUCUGUCGUUUUGACAAUGUGUGAUUCCUUCCCCAACACUUGGUUAUGCACAUAGGAUAAGCUCUUAAAUGAGACUGGUUUUGAAGAUUAUUGCUGGGGAUUUCUGUUCUUCUGGCAAAGAGGUUUAGCUUAACCUACCUCCAACUCGCAAGACUGCAUCAGCCAUAUGUAAGUCCAGUUUGUAGAUAGAAGUUGUCCAUCCAACACGGUUUUCCUUUCUCCAACAGGGCAAUUUCUUUUGAAACAUAUUCUCGCUGAAUGAACCAUACAAUAUAUUUCUCAGCAUGGUCUACUCAACUCUUUCCACUGAAAGAGUUGAGAAAUUCAGGACCUCUUUUGUCAUAAACAUGAGUGGCCUUGCAGAGAGAUUUGACUUUGGUCAGUUUAUCAAUCUGCUGCUGUGCCGAUCUCAACUUUUUAAACACAAGCUUCAGGCUCAGAAGCCAUUCCACACUUUUCCCCAGGAACAGAAGUGUGAGAUUAACUUCAUCAAAGGAUUUCCUUUUUUAAUUCAGUGCUACAGACAACUAUGUCUCUUUACUUUGGGUCAUUAGCAGACUCUUGCUUCACUGGAAUACACUGUGGCCAACGUGUCUCUGGAAAGUCAAGGAAUUGUGGUGCCAAAAUUUGUCUUGUGGUUGACAGGUUGUUUAUGCGUGAUCAGUAGGGUUAAGCUCUGAGCUCAUGUAUCUCCAUUUUGAUGAUUGCGUCAUCUUGGUAAUAAUGGUGACUAUUGGCAACUAAGAUCUUGAAAUAUGUGUUUCUGUUUGCUCUGUAUUUCAAAACAACUGUGCUUUCGGACCAAAAUACAGACUUUGACAUUUCAAUUUGCAGCUCCAUUCUUAAUAGAUGAUCCAUUCAUGCAGCUAAAACAACUGCUAUAAGCUCGAGCCUGGAAAUGAUCGUAUACUUAAGUGGAGCAACAUGGGAUUUCAGAAAUGGUACAUGUACAUUAUUAUGACAGUCCAUUAAUCACAGCAUCACAACAAUGAUGUAAGGGGGCAGUCUUAAGCUUCCCAAAACCUGAAAGAAUGCAGUUCUGGUAAUUCAGUCAGCCAUUUUUGCCAUUGUUCAGCAAAAACUUCAGGUAUUCUGUAAUCCGCACUACAUUUCUACUUAAAGAGAUCUUGUAAUAUUUGCUUUCCAACCAGAAUCACUGGUGACAGAAACUGAACUCUCCAUUGAAAGAAUACCUCGUCUGGUGAUUGGCCUUAAAAUCACAAGUAUCAUCCUCCAUGUGUCACUGCAGGUCUUUAUCUAAGUCCAGCUCCUUCACCUCUUUGCUCCUCUUUUCUUGAGGAGUGACAGUCAGGAUGUAUCUGAAAUUAAAUAUCCACCUUGUCAACCUGUAUCCUCCUUGUGCACAAAGAUCUGCCAAUUCUUUAUGAAGUGAAACAGCUUCUUUUGAUUACUGCACAGACUUGAGAAUGUCUGGGUACUAUUCAUGAUUGUUUAUAGCUAUUUGUUUGAGGACAAAGAUAGUGCCAAAUAGAUGCACUAUCAUCCUAUAGUUGACUAAGUCUGGGAUUACAUUGUCAUCAGUUCAUCAGAGAGAUCGAAGGAAGUCUGUAUCUUCUCUCGUACUUGAUGGAACAUGCUCUCAAUAUCCUCCAUUAAUGCAAUGGGCCCUUGGCGAAAUUGUGGAAAAAUUGUGGAAGAGGUAUUAGGGAGGCCAGCAGGGGGUGCUCACCCUACAGUCUGUGUGGCCACAAUGCCCCCGUAUAGUGAUGGGAACAGUAUACUGUAUCCUUCAGAUGAGAUGUUAAACCGAGGUCUUUGUGGUCAUUAAAAAUCCCAGGGUACUUCUCGUAAAGAGUAGAGGUUUAUACAAAUUACCCCGAUGGCCCCCCAUCAAUCAUGGCCUCCUAAUAAUCCCCAUCUAUUAAUUGGCUUUAUCCCUCUACUCUCUCCUCUCCACCUAUAGCUGGUGUGUGGUGAGCGUACUGGAGCACUAUGGCUGCUGUCGCAUCAUCCAGGCGGAUGCUGCACACUGGUGAUGGUUGAGGAGAGUCCCCUGUUCACAAUGUCAAACCAAUAUCAAAUCCCUUUAUUGUCACUCAACCAUAUACACACGUGCAACAGUAAUCAGUGGAAAUAAAUAUGGAGUGUUGUGUUGACAUUCAGCUGUCGGUUGAUAUUCAGUUGCCAGUGUGUUAUUAAGAGAAGUAUAAAAUGUGGGUCCAGUCUGAGGCUAAUAAAGUGCUGAUAUAUGUAUCAUGUACGAUCAAGAGUUCAAAAGUCUGACUGCUUGGGGGUUGAAGCUGUCAUGUAGUCGGCUGGUGCUGGUCCUGAUGCUGCGAUACCGCCUGCCUGAUGGUAGCAGUGAAAACAGACCAUGACUCGGAUGGCUGGAGUCUUUGAUGAUCCUCCGAGCUUUUUUCACCCACCGCCUGUUAUAGAUGUCCUGGAGGGAGGGAAGCUCACCUCCAAUGAUGUUUCUGGCAGUUCGCUCCACCCUUUUGUGGGCAGUGCUAUUGCCGUACCAGGUGGUGAUGCAGCCAGUCAGGAUGCUCUUUACAGUACUGGUGUAGAACCGUGUGAGGAUGUGCUGGUUCAUUCCAAACUUCCUCAGCCGUCUCAGGAAGAAGAGGCGCUGGUGAGUCUUCUUCACAACGGCCACAGUGUGGACGGACCAUGUGAGUUCCUCAUUAAUGUGGACACCGAGGAACUGCUGACUCUCUCUACCGGUGCUCCAUUAAUGGUGAUGGGGCUGUGUUCUCUGUCUUUCUUCCUGAAGUCCAUCACAAGCUCCUUGGUUUUACUGACGUUGAGGGAGAGGUUGUGCUCCUGACACCAGCGUGUCAGAGUGUGGACCCCCUCUCUGUAGGCUCUUUCAUCAUUGUCAGUGAUUAGACCUACCGUCGUAUCGUCAGCAAACUUAAUGAUGGCAUUGGAGCUAUGUGUUGCCACACAGUCAUGUGUGUACAGGGAAUACAGGAGUGGGCUGAGAACACAGCCCUGCGGGGCUCCAGUGUUGAGGGUCAGUGAUGACGAGGUGUUGCUGCCCAUUCUAACCACCUGACAUCUACCUGACAGGAAGUCCAGGAUCCAGCUGCACAGCAAGCUGUUUAAGCCCAGAGCCCGGAGUUUUGAGUGUAGUGUCAGAAAAGCGCUACUUAAGUGAAACGUUCAUUCAUUCAUUCGUGUUGUCAAUAUCAUGCAUAUAACAGCAUAAGCCCCACCUUCAACGCUACUGAUAAUCUUCCACAGUUCCAAAGCCUUUGAAGCAUUGACCCCAAUUAGAAGACCAACAACAGUGCUUAGAUAUUUGAGUUUUACCUCAUCCGAAUAUGGCCAAGGUUCAAGAUCCUCCUGUAGGAGCACAUUAUCCAUACAAACUUGCAUCAACUUCUGAUUGUUCACAUCAGUGAAACACACAAAUGUGUCUUCACCAAGCCCUGCUACCUCUAACCCAGAUACCUUGAAGCUGUUGACAUGGUCCCUUUUAUUUUGGUAGGAUCCCUUUCCCUUCAUCAGUAACCCUAACCCAUCAAUAGUGCUGACGCUCACUGAGCUUCCUAAAUGCAAGCAUUUCUAAAAUGAUGAAUUGAAAUUACCCAGCGGUGUCGGAGUUAAUUCCAGUAUACUGUUCCUUCUGUUUUUUGUGUUCUCUUUUCUCUUCUUCUGUUUAAAAAAUUGUGAUACAGCACAGAUCAGUAACCAUAGGGUAGAUUACUUAUUAAAUGUAAUCUGGUACUGAUUACAAAUUACACAACUAAUGUAAAUCUGUAAUGUAAUCCUUUAAAUUACUCUUUAAGUAAUCUGAUUAAUUCUGGAUUACAUAAAUUUAGCUCCAAUUACAAGUACUUAGUUUUUGUAAUCUGAUUAUGUAAUCCAGUAUAUAUGAAAUGACUGAUGUCCCAACACGGUCAGUAACUUUAUUAACUGUCAAGCACAUUUUUAUACACGCAUCUGUUUUUAUUGUCUGUAGAAGAAUAUUAGUCAAGUGUUUAUAACCAGAAGUGUUGAAAUAAUAAAGUAUUAUGGUUCACUUUGUAUGUCGUCCUCUCUGCCUGAUGUUCUCUGAAGAACCGAGUAAACAAUCAAAUGUGUAAAUGUACCUUCAUUCACAUCAGAACAACUCGUUGUGUAAAUUCUGAUUACCAGAC
Molecule: messenger RNA, 6993 nt
Organism: Xyrauchen texanus (razorback sucker)
Lineage: Eukaryota; Metazoa; Chordata; Actinopteri; Cypriniformes; Catostomidae
Product: neuromedin-K receptor-like
Exons: 5
Coding region: 157-1335 (392 amino acids)
Biological process (GO): positive regulation of flagellated sperm motility; G protein-coupled receptor signaling pathway
Cellular component (GO): plasma membrane; sperm midpiece
Molecular function (GO): tachykinin receptor activity
Source: RefSeq, a predicted model, not a curated record